This is a messenger RNA of Drosophila suzukii, 2164 nucleotides long. It is a transcript of the gene lin-28, whose product is annotated as protein lin-28 homolog. Gene Ontology annotation, cellular component: nucleus; cytoplasm. The record is from RefSeq and is a predicted model, not a curated record. Lineage: Eukaryota; Metazoa; Arthropoda; Insecta; Diptera; Drosophilidae. Gene Ontology annotation, biological process: pre-miRNA processing. Gene Ontology annotation, molecular function: zinc ion binding; mRNA binding.
AACGCAACGCGGAGUCAGUGUGACGAAGUGCGUCGUGCGCAGCGGCAGCGUUUUUCCUUUCCUUCCCCUCAGAAAACCCAAGAAAAUCGAGAAAGCGCUGUGUAACUGUGUGAGUGCGGGCAGUGAAAGAUACGGAUACAGAUACAUCUCUGGCCACAUGUGUGUUCGUUGGCAGGAAAACCAUGCAUUCACAGUGAAUUUUUGAAUAACAACGAAUUUUAGAGCGCAAAAUCAACCGAUUUAAGUGAGAAAAGAAUUAGAAAAAUAAAAAACAAGAAGCGACAGCAUGGAAAACUUACAGCAGGAAAAUGACAUGGAAAGGAGGACCAGUCAGAGUUCCACUUCAUCAGCGAAUCCUGCAAAUCCUGCGAGUCCUGCUGAGGAAUGCGGCUGUGUGCGACUGGGCAAAUGCAAAUGGUUUAACGUGGCCAAAGGAUGGGGCUUCCUUACCCCCAACGACGGCGGCCAGGAGGUGUUCGUCCAUCAGAGCGUCAUCCAGAUGUCCGGGUUCCGUUCGCUGGGCGAGCAGGAGGAGGUGGAGUUCGAGUGCCAGCGCACGUCGCGCGGACUGGAGGCCACCAGGGUGUCCGGGAAGCAGGGCGAGAACUGCCACGGCAGCACCUACAGGCCACGCAUAAAUCGCCGGACUCGCCGCAUGCGCUGCUACAACUGCGGCGAAUUCGCCAACCACAUUGCCUCCGAAUGCGCUUUGGGUCCCCAGCCGAAGCGUUGUCAUCGCUGCCGUGGAGAAGACCAUCUCCACGCCGACUGCCCGCACCGCAAUGUGACCCAAAACCACAGCAACAGCGACAACAGCAGCAGCAGUGAAGUCCCAGAGAACGCAGUCCAAGAGGCCACCUAGAAGAUCGGAAUCCAGCGGUAUGCCUGCACAAUGGAUUGGUAGUUGGAAGUUCAAAACUUCUUUGACAAGUACAAAAUGGAAAUCUAAGAAAAACACACGCAUCAAAUCAAAGAAACCCACGUACAACAAAACUAGCUACUACACUUAGAUAUUAGAGGGGUAGAACAACCCCGAAAACCAACCCUAUGCUAAGUUUAUCCUCUAUUUUUAUAUUAUUUUCUAGGAACCCAUAGAUACUAAGGUUUUUGACUAGAGUACAAGUAAAUGAAUUAAGUUAGAGAGCAUUUCAAUGGUGUGCUAUCCCUCAAACAGAGCUUUUGCACCCUUGGGACCGAACUUAAAGCUCGCUGGUGAUAAGAAAGUCCCGUUUCGCUGUCACGUGGCCACUGACAACAAUGGAGCUUUCCUUGGGGCAACAACAGAAUCACCAUGAAAACGCAGAAUCAUUGUAAGCUGGAAACCCGAAACCCACCCCCCGGUAUGCGGCCACCACCCCCCGGAAAGUGAAACAGUGUGAGCAGCAACAACAAACGGAUUGGGCGAGGACAUGGCCGGGAGGGGAGGAGAAAGUCCUGCCUUUCUUUUUUACUCUCUCUGGCUCUCAGCUCUUGGCUCUUGGCCCUUUUGGCUGUUUUUGUUGUGGUUUUGGACGGCUCGCCAUCAGUUUGCAACAUUUUGUUCGGGCUCGCUCGCUUUCCGCUCUCUAUCUCUCUCGCGUUUUUUGUCCUUCGCCAAGGAAGCAGGAGCAGGAUACCCAAAAGGAUGCAUCCCAAGCCAGAGUGGAGCUCAGUCUUAGUUGAUCUCUGCCAGCGAAUUGUUGUGUGCAACGCGGCGGAACCCUACAUUUACAACAUUUUAACACAGAAAUAUAAAAAAAGACCCAAUUUAAAGGACAGCCCAAAUCAAAUCAUCAACUUUAACCAAAAAACAAUAACUUAGACAACUAAAAGAAUUUCAACAAAGUUAACAAAGCGUUUCAGCAACAAAUUUUCAAAAACCCAAUAAAUACAAUUAAAACAAUAAAAAUAUAAACCCAAAACAUUUGUACAAUAUUUUUUUGCAUAAAAAAUAAAAAGUUUUUCAACGCAUAAAAAAAUGAAGGAGAGGAAAAAUGCUGGCGAAAACUAAGAGUUCAAGGCAAUGUAAGAAUGAAUCUCUACUCUCUGUCUCUGGCAUGAUUCGAAUUAAAGAAAACGAAAACUCUAACCUAAAUCAGUUAAUCUAACAACUCCAUAAACGGUUUAAAGUUCCAACAACACAAUGUACAAAGUCUAAACAUGUUUAAAACUCCUACUUAACUAA